AGUUGUGACUAGCGCCAGUCAGGAGGAAAUACUCAAAAUCUUAUCUUCUCAUCAAAUAUUAAUCUUCCUCUUACUAUUUUAGCUUGGUUUUAAAGAAAUCUGCAUUUCAUCUUUAUGCUUAAAACAGCAAGAAAUAGGGGUUGUUGUUUAUUUUUUAUUUCUCUAGGUUUUUUACAGCUACAUUAUUGCUGAUAAGUGGGUCUGUGCGAGCUGAUCAAGUAGUGAGACAAGCAUUCAGAGCAGCGGCAGCAGCACAGCAGCAGCGCUGUAGUCACAAGGAGCCGUGGCAGAGAAGCAGCAGCAGCACUAUCAGUCACAGCGCAGGCAGCAGCAGAGACAGCAGCAGCAACAAACUCUCUCCCGUCUUCCCCCCCCUUCUUUCUGGAGUUGUAUCCCGCUUCGAGGACAAAAGCUGGGGAAGUAGGAGGGAAGUGAUCCAGGGCUUAAAGCUGCCAUCAAGAAGAAACAAACAAAACAAAAAAAGAAAAAAAAACGCAGACCUGGCUGCCCACAUGCCUAUCGAAUUUGUUUGCAAAAUCAAAUUUGCAGAAGAGGAUGAGAAGCAGAAAAGCAAGCAAGAUGGGGAUAAGGAGAGCCUGAUCGAGGAGAGCUGCACGCCGGCGGCCAAAGACUUGGCAGGGUUUGCUAACUCUUGCUCCCUCCAUGGGAUCAACCACAUCUUCGUCUCUGGCCGCCUGGGCAUCCGGCAGACUCUCUGGGCUCUUGCUUUCUUGACUUCUUUGGCACUCUUCCUGUACCAAGCAGCCAAGUGUGCCAUCUCUUACCUGGAGCAUCCUCAUGUGACGGCUCUGAAUGAGGAGGCAACACCUGAGAUGGUCUUCCCUGCUGUGACCAUCUGCAACAUCAACCGAUUCCGCUUCUCGGCUCUCACAGAUGCAGACAUCUAUCACCUGGCAAACUUGACGGGUCUGCCUCCCAAGAACCGGGAUGGACACAAACCAACUGAUUUGAUGUAUCCUGCACCCGAUAUGCAGGACAUCUUCAACAGGACAGGACAUCAGUUGGAGGAGAUGCUGAUGAGCUGUAAUUUCAGUGGGCAGAACUGCUCAGUUGAGGACUUCUCUGUGGUGUACACCAGAUAUGGGAAAUGCUACACUUUUAAUGGCAACAAGACAACAUCCAAAAAGACCAAACAGGGUGGAAUGGGAAAUGGGCUGGAGAUCAUGUUGGAUAUCCAGCAGGAUGAGUAUCUGCCCAUCUGGAGAGAGACAAAUGAGACGUCCCUGGAGGCCGGCAUCCGAGUUCAGAUUCACAGUCAAGACGAGCCUCCCUACAUCCACCAGCUGGGCUUCGGCGUCUCCCCUGGAUUCCAGACCUUUGUUUCAUGUCAGGAGCAAAGGCUGACCUACCUGCCCCAGCCCUGGGGGAACUGCCGCUCCACCAGCAAAGAGAAGUUCCCAGGAUACGACACGUACAGCAUCAGCGCCUGCCGCCUGCUCUGCGAGACCAAUGAGGUCAUGCGUGUGUGCAACUGCAGAAUGGUGCACAUGCCUGGAACUGCAGAUAUUUGCCCUCCCAGUAAAAUCACCUGUGUUGACAAGGCACUCGCUCAACUACAGAAGAACAGUGGAGAUAUCUGUCCAUGUGAGACACCCUGUAAUCUAACACGCUAUGGCAAAGAGCUGUCCAUGGUUAAAAUCCCCAGCAAGGGCUCUGCUCGCUAUCUCUCCAGGAAGUAUGACAAGUCAGAGGACUACAUCAGAGACAACUUCUUAGUAUUAGAUAUUUUCUUUGAAGCACUAAACUACGAAACGAUUGAGCAAAAGAAGGCAUACGACGUUGCAGGUUUAUUAGGUGACAUUGGUGGACAAAUGGGUUUAUUCAUCGGUGCCAGCAUCCUGACUGUCUUAGAAAUACUGGAUUACAUCUAUGAGCUGAUCAAGCAUCGGCUAAAGCGUCUGCUGAGACCGCAGAAAGAAGAGAAGAAGAAUACCCAGCCGACCACAACUGUUGCAACUGUGGGUCUGGAAGAAAUAAAAGCAAAGGAGCCCAAUGACACGACACGGAGUCACCCAGAGGGGGCGUACGCCAACACCAUCCUCCCUAACCACCACAUCCCUCACCCUCACCCACACCCUCACCCUCUUCCUCCUCCUCAGCCUCAUCCUCCUCCUCAUCCCCCUCCUCACCAUCAUCGCCCAGGACACCGCGGGGUGUUUGAGGACUUUGCUUGCUAAAGCAAACAUUUGUUUCCAGUCCUGGUGACAAAAUAAGACAGGAACUUUCUGUGUUGAGACAACAGACUCCUCCCCUUCGCCCCUCUGCAUCUCCGUUGUUUAUUUGCUCUCACCAGUGAAAAGCUACGGCCAAAGUCAAAAACACCAAACUUGUGCUGCUAACAAGCCACGUGUACAGUAUAGGCACAAAUCAGACACGGCUUCUUUUCUUCAUAUUUUUCAUUUUUUUCUUGCUUUGAUCUGAAUGGGAAACAGUCCUAACUCAGCAUCACUUUGACUCUGACAUAUUGGGACUACGGGACCAACUCUCUGGUUCAUGAUCACUACCAAGGAGGAGAAAUGGCCGUCACGGUGAUCCAGUUUAUUCUUUAUUCAGUUGGCAUCUGUUUAAAUUAUUGAUAUUAUUACGUCUGUGUUCCUAAAUUUACUCAGACUUCAUGAAAACUGUACCAAACCAUUGCACAUGAUAAAUUAUGUAAUUAUUUAACAAAAUACUAUUAUCUGUCUGUUCUGUAUUGUACACAAGAUAACAGUACUUGGGUAAGCCAGCCUUGUUGGUGUUAAACCAUCCAAAGCGUGAUGGGCUUGUUUAGGCUUUGAAGAGCUAGCGGCAUCUUUCCACUUGAAACAUUCUGUCUGGUUUGUGGUUAAGGUGUUAGAGAGUAGCAGCAUACCUGUACAUAAAUCAGAAAAUCCUACAAGGUUUGUUUUAAUGGUUGUUGUUUAUAUUUACUUUCUAUAUAACUUACGUAUUAUUAGUUUAAAUCAUCUAUAAAUUUUUUAAUGAAAAUAACGAUUACGAUUGUAGCAGCUACUGCACAGCAGAUGCACCCGACUCCAGGACAUUUCCCAAUUGUCUCAAAUUUACAGUGCAGCACAAAAGUAUUCAUGACCCCUUGCAGUUUUUUUAUGUUUCCUUAAAUUACAACCACCAAAAAAAAUGUUAUAAUAGUGGUGUUUUUCAUUGGGUUUUUCAGUGAGAGGCAUAACAGAGUCGUGCACAGUUGUGUUUUCCAUCAUUCUGAUUAGCUAAAGAGAAGAAUCAAGGGUCCAGGGUGUUUAAUAGAGCUCCUUUCUGCCACACUCAGCAUUUUGCAUGCAGGCAAAAAAGUUCUUCUUCUGUUUCCUGUAUUUGUUCAACGUCCUGAGGUGGUUAAAGUAUCCAAAAACUGUACCCACGUAAGAGCAAUACUACUUCAUCAUAUUUUUAUUUAAGUACGAAUAAAAAGUAACCAUCUAAGAAAUCACUCAUGUCAGAGUAUAAAAAAUUGCCCAUACUGGGACAAAUAAAAGCUACUGAACUGAAAAGGUAUUUGGUAGAAAAGGGGAGUAACUCUUUAUAACUGGCUAAAAUUUAUGUAAUAAAUGAACAAAAGUUAUGUGCAAAAUUCUGGUCUUUUAAAGACUAUAAUAAAAUAAUGAAAACAGACAAAGAAUGUAACUUAAAAAUUAAAUUUCCUGCCAAAAAAUAAAAGCAC
This is a messenger RNA of Cyprinodon variegatus (sheepshead minnow), 3676 nucleotides long. It is a transcript of the gene asic4a, whose product is annotated as acid sensing ion channel subunit family member 4. The coding region runs from base 513 to 2198 and encodes 561 amino acids. The record is from RefSeq and is a predicted model, not a curated record. The transcript is spliced from 10 exons. Gene Ontology annotation, cellular component: membrane. Lineage: Eukaryota; Metazoa; Chordata; Actinopteri; Cyprinodontiformes; Cyprinodontidae. Gene Ontology annotation, molecular function: ligand-gated sodium channel activity. Gene Ontology annotation, biological process: sodium ion transmembrane transport.